Molecule: messenger RNA, 8549 nt
Organism: Nannospalax galili (Upper Galilee mountains blind mole rat)
Lineage: Eukaryota; Metazoa; Chordata; Mammalia; Rodentia; Spalacidae
Gene: Kif1a
Product: kinesin family member 1A
Biological process (GO): microtubule-based movement
Molecular function (GO): microtubule motor activity; ATP binding; microtubule binding
Source: RefSeq, a predicted model, not a curated record
GCUGAAGGUGACUGCCAGGUGACUCUGCCCUUGCUGGGGCUCCUACCGCUGCUAGGAGUGACCAACAGAGGCCAAAGAAAUGGCCGGGGCCUCUGUGAAGGUGGCGGUGCGUGUCCGCCCCUUCAAUUCCCGGGAGAUGAGCCGUGACUCCAAAUGUAUCAUUCAGAUGUCGGGAAGCACCACCACCAUUGUCAACCCCAAACAGCCCAAGGAGACGCCCAAGAGCUUCAGCUUUGAUUACUCCUACUGGUCACAUACCUCGCCUGAGGAUAUCAACUAUGCAUCACAGAAGCAGGUCUACCGGGACAUUGGGGAGGAGAUGCUGCAGCAUGCUUUCGAGGGCUACAACGUGUGCAUCUUUGCCUAUGGGCAGACGGGGGCUGGCAAGUCCUACACCAUGAUGGGCAAGCAGGAGAAGGACCAGCAGGGCAUCAUCCCACAGCUCUGUGAAGACCUCUUCUCUCGAAUCAAUGACACAACCAAUGACAACAUGUCCUACUCUGUGGAGGUUAGCUACAUGGAGAUUUACUGUGAGCGAGUCCGUGACCUCCUGAACCCUAAGAACAAGGGCAACCUGCGAGUGAGGGAGCACCCGUUGCUGGGGCCUUACGUGGAAGACCUCUCCAAGUUGGCUGUCACCUCCUACAAUGACAUCCAGGACCUCAUGGACUCAGGGAACAAGGCUAGGACGGUGGCAGCCACGAACAUGAAUGAGACCAGCAGCCGUUCUCAUGCUGUCUUCAACAUCAUCUUCACCCAGAAGCGCCACGAUGCAGAGACCAACAUUACCACAGAGAAAGUGAGCAAAAUCAGCCUGGUGGACCUGGCUGGCAGUGAGCGGGCUGACUCCACGGGAGCCAAAGGCACACGACUCAAGGAGGGAGCCAACAUCAACAAGUCUUUGACCACCCUGGGAAAGGUCAUCUCUGCUCUGGCUGAAAUGGACUCUGGACCCAACAAGAACAAGAAAAAAAAGAAGACUGAUUUCAUCCCUUACCGAGACUCUGUACUGACCUGGCUCCUCCGGGAAAACCUGGGUGGCAACUCAAGGACAGCCAUGGUAGCAGCCUUGAGCCCUGCAGACAUCAACUAUGACGAGACCCUCAGCACACUGAGAUAUGCAGACCGGGCCAAGCAAAUCCGCUGUAAUGCCAUCAUCAAUGAGGACCCUAACAAUAAGCUGAUCCGAGAGCUGAAGGAUGAAGUAACUCGGCUGAGGGACCUGCUGUACGCCCAGGGUCUUGGUGAUAUUACUGACACCAACACUGUGCCCGGAGGACCCAAAUUGACCAACGCCCUGGUGGGCAUGAGCCCCUCAUCCUCACUCUCAGCCCUGUCCAGCCGUGCAGCCUCCGUGUCCAGUCUCCACGAGCGCAUCUUGUUUGCCCCAGGCAGCGAGGAGGCUAUUGAAAGGCUGAAGGAAACAGAGAAGAUCAUUGCUGAGCUCAACGAGACCUGGGAAGAGAAGUUACGGCGGACAGAAGCCAUCCGGAUGGAGAGGGAAGCCUUGCUGGCUGAGAUGGGCGUGGCCAUGAGGGAGGAUGGUGGAACCUUGGGUGUGUUCUCUCCCAAAAAGACACCACAUCUUGUCAACCUGAACGAGGACCCAUUGAUGUCUGAAUGCCUCCUGUAUUACAUCAAAGACGGGGUCACCAGAGUGGGCAGAGAAGAUGCAGAGAGGCGGCAGGACAUCGUGCUGAGCGGGCACUUCAUCAAGGAGGAGCACUGCAUCUUCCGGAGUGACUCCCGAGGAGGUGGUGAAGCUGUGGUGACCCUGGAGCCCUGUGAAGGAGCAGACACGUAUGUCAACGGCAAGAAAGUUACUGAGCCCAGCAUCCUGCGGUCAGGAAACCGCAUCAUCAUGGGAAAGAGCCACGUAUUCCGAUUCAACCACCCUGAGCAGGCCCGCCAAGAGCGUGAGCGCACACCGUGUGCAGAGACACCCGCGGAGCCUGUGGACUGGGCUUUUGCCCAGCGUGAGCUGCUGGAGAAGCAAGGCAUCGACAUGAAGCAGGAGAUGGAGCAGAGGCUUCAGGAGCUGGAGGACCAGUACCGCCGAGAACGAGAAGAGGCCACCUACCUGCUGGAGCAGCAGAGACUGGACUAUGAGAGCAAGCUGGAGGCCCUACAGAAGCAGAUGGACUCCCGGUACUACCCAGAGGUGAAUGAGGAGGAAGAGGAGCCAGAGGAUGAAGUCCAGUGGACAGAACGGGAGUGUGAGCUGGCAUUGUGGGCCUUCCGAAAGUGGAAGUGGUACCAGUUCACAUCUCUGAGGGACCUGCUGUGGGGCAACGCCAUCUUCCUGAAGGAGGCCAAUGCCAUCAGUGUGGAGCUGAAGAAAAAGGUCCAGUUCCAGUUCGUCCUCCUCACAGACACCCUCUACUCCCCACUACCGCCAGACCUGCUUCCUCCAGAGGCUGCCAAAGACCGAGAGACACGGCCCUUCCCCCGCACCAUUGUGGCAGUGGAGGUCCAGGACCAGAAGAAUGGGGCCACACACUACUGGACGUUAGAGAAACUCAGGCAACGCCUGGACCUGAUGCGAGAGAUGUAUGACAGGGCUGCAGAGGUGCCCUCCAGUGUCGUUGAGGACUGUGACAAUGUGGUGACUGGCGGGGACCCCUUCUACGACCGCUUCCCCUGGUUCCGGCUGGUGGGCAGUUCAGUCAUCUCUGGCUGCAACAGCUACCCUCUUCUCAACACAUGCAUGAGCGAGCGCAUGGCUGCUCUCACCCCCUCCCCCACCUUCUCGAACCCCGACUCCGACACCACCGAGCCUGCCGAGGAGCAGAGCGUGGGAGGAGGAGAGGAGAAGGAGGAGGAGGAGGAGGAGGAGGAGGAGGAGGAGGAGGACCUGGAAGAUGACGUCUUUCCGGAGCACACGCUCUGCGACAGCCGGGACCCGUUUUACGACCGGCCCCCCCUGUUCAGUUUAGUAGGAAGGGCCUUCGUAUACCUGAGCAACCUCCUGUACCCUGUACCUCUGGUGCACCGAGUGGCCAUCGUCAGCGAGAAGGGCGAGGUGAAGGGAUUCCUCCGCGUGGCAGUGCAGGCCAUUUCAGCUGAUGAAGAAGCUCCAGAUUAUGGCUCUGGUGUCCGUCAGUCGGGAACUGCUAAAAUCUCCUUUGACGACCAGCAUUUUGAGAAGUUCCAGUCUGAGUCCUGCCCUGUGGUGGGGAUGUCCCGCUCAGGGACCUCCCAGGAAGAGCUGCGCAUCGUGGAAGGCCAGGGACAGGGUGCUGAUGCUGGACCCUCAGCUGAUGAGGUCAACAACAACACCUGCUCAGCAGUGCCUCCUGAAGGCCUCCUAGAUAGCCCUGAGAAGGGUACCCUGGAUGGGCCCCUGGACACAACCCUGGACCACCUCCGUCUGGGCAGCACCUUCACCUUCCGUGUGACGGUUCUGCAGGCAUCUAGUAUCUCUGCUGAAUAUGCCGACAUCUUCUGCCAGUUCAACUUCAUCCACCGUCACGAUGAAGCCUUCUCCACUGAGCCCCUGAAGAACACUGGCAGGGGCCCUCCGCUUGGCUUCUACCACGUCCAAAAUAUUGCGGUGGAGGUGACCAAGUCCUUCAUUGAGUACAUCAAGAGCCAGCCCAUUGUGUUUGAAGUCUUCGGUCACUACCAGCAGCACCCGUUCCCACCUCUCUGCAAGGACGUGCUCAGCCCCCUGAGGCCCUCACGUCGCCACUUCCCCCGGGUUAUGCCACUGUCCAAGCCAGUGCCUGCCACCAAGCUCAGCACGAUGACACGGCCAUCCCCAGGUCCCUGCCACUGCAAGUAUGACCUGCUGGUCUACUUCGAGAUCUGUGAGCUGGAAGCCAAUGGCGAUUACAUUCCUGCCGUGGUGGAUCAUCGUGGGGGCAUGCCGUGCAUGGGGACCUUCCUCCUCCACCAGGGCAUCCAGAGACGAAUAACUGUGACGUUGUUGCAUGAAACAGGAAGCCACAUCCGCUGGAAGGAAGUGCGGGAGCUGGUUGUGGGUCGCAUCCGAAACACUCCAGAAACUGAUGAGUCCUUGAUUGACCCCAACAUCUUAUCCCUCAACAUCCUUUCAUCAGGAUAUGUCCACCCAGCCCAGGAUGACCGAACCUUCUACCAAUUUGAGGCAGCCUGGGACAGCUCCAUGCACAAUUCCCUCCUACUGAAUCGUGUCACCCCUUACCGGGAGAAAAUCUACAUGACACUCUCUGCCUACAUUGAGAUGGAGAACUGCACCCAGCCAGCUGUCAUCACCAAGGACUUCUGCAUGGUCUUCUACUCCCGUGAUGCCAAGCUGCCUGCCUCACGCUCCAUCCGCAACCUGUUUGGUAGUGGGAGCCUGCGGGCCACAGAGGGCAACCGUGUGACAGGUGUGUAUGAGCUCAGCCUGUGCCACGUGGCCGACGCAGGCAGCCCAGGGAUGCAGCGGCGGCGCCGGCGGGUACUGGACACAUCAGUGGCCUACGUCCGGGGUGAGGAGAACCUGGCUGGCUGGAGGCCACGGAGUGACAGCCUGAUCCUGGAUCACCAGUGGGAGCUGGAGAAACUGAGCCUCCUACAGGAGGUGGAGAAGACACGACACUAUCUGCUCCUGCGGGAGAAGCUAGAGACCACCCAGCGGCCCGGCCCCGAGGCACUGUCCCCCGUCUCCAGUGAGGACUCGGAGUCCCGCAGCUCCUCAGGUGCCUCCUCCCCGCUGUCAGCCGAGGGCCAGCCGUCACCUCUGGAGACUCCCAAUGAGAGGCAGCGUGAGCUGGCUGUCAAGUGCUUACGCCUCCUUAUGCACACGUUCAACAGAGAGUAUACCCACAGCCACGUCUGCAUCAGCGCCAGUGAGAGUAAGCUCUCUGAGAUGUCUGUCACCCUGAUGCGGGACCCAUCCAUGUCCCCACUGGGCACAGCCACACUCACUCCCUCAUCUACCUGCCCCUCUCUGAUUGAAGGACGCUAUGGUGCCUCCGACGUGAGGACCCCCCAGCCCUGCUCCCGGCCUGCGAGCCCAGAGCCUGAGCUGCUGCCAGAAGCUGACUCCAAGAAGACUCCCUCCCCUGCCCGGGCAACAGAGGCAGACAAGGAGCCCCAACGCCUACUGGUCCCUGACAUCCAGGAGAUCCGAGUCAGCCCAAUUGUCUCCAAGAAGGGAUACCUGCACUUCCUGGAGCCACACACAGCUGGCUGGGCCAAGCGCUUCGUGGUGGUGAGGCGCCCCUACGCCUACAUGUACAACAGUGACAAGGACACCGUGGAGAGGUUUGUGCUCAACCUCUCUACUGCCCAGGUGGAGUACAGCGAGGACCAGCAGGCCAUGCUCAAGACACCCAACACAUUUGCUGUAUGCACAGAGCACCGCGGCAUCCUGCUACAGGCCAACAGUGACAAGGACAUGCACGACUGGCUGUAUGCCUUCAACCCGCUCCUGGCUGGGACCAUUCGGUCCAAGCUCUCCCGAAGGAAGUCUGCACAGAUGCGGGUCUGAGUUGGAACCUUCCUGCCACCCUGAGGCCCAGACCACUCCCCUGUCCUCGCCCAUCUGUCUUGUCAUCUGUUGCUCAGCCCCUCCCCGACCAGGGAACACCUGUGCUGGGCCCAGCAACCCCACCUCUGGUGGAGGCCUGUGCCACAUGACCAGUUGUGCCCUCUGAGGCCGUGUGUGUUUUUCUUCCAAAACUGCUAAGUUUGGUGUACCAGAAAGGUCAGAGGGCACAAGACCCCGGGUAUUGCCGCCAUUCUAAUAUUUUUUUAAGCAUAGACAGACUUAUAAUUAAUAUACAUUAGUUAGUGAUGUUGAAACAGUCCAUGGAGAAAUUAAGACUGUGUUCUAUUUCUAAGUAUUUAUUUCUAAUGCCUACAGAUAAAGCUGCAAGAUUCAGGUGGAGCCCCAGCCCUGGUUCCCAUGUAUGUUUCCAGCCCGCUAGGGGGUAGUGAGGGAGGUGUGUGCACAAACCAGGGCUCCUCACAGUUGGCACAGGGGUGCUCUGCCUUUGCCACUCUUGUCUGAGGCACACCUGGACAGCAUGUAUGUGUGUGAAAGGAUCUGCGGGUGCUGCGACGUCAGCAACUGAGAAGGUGUGUGCCGCUUCUGAGGGAACAGUUUCCAAAAGUACAGGACUAAGAGCAGUGCAGACAGCUUCUCCCCUCGAGUGGGGAGGAUGAGCAGAGGUAUGGUGACUGUCCUGAGUGGGGUUGGGAGGAAGAAGGUCAGUACCUGCUAGCUAGUGUGUACUGGUCCUCACUGGGCUGUGUCCAGGCUCUUCGGCUGGUGACUGGGUUUACACAGGGUUGUGGGCAGCAGAGAUAGUUGGUGUUCUGAAUGGAGUCUCACUGUAGCCUUGGGUGUCAGACAGAAGAGGUGUGAGUACCAGGUGGCUCUGGAAGGUCUGUGAUUUUUGGAUUCCUUACAGUCUUCUCUGCUCAGGGGAGUAGAGUUUGAGUCCCAGUGAGAGAAGGCAGUGAGUGAUGUGGGUCCUAGUUAGGCAGAUGAGGGUGACCAUAUGGUUGUCUUCAUAAAGAGGCUCUCUCCUGCAUCUGAGGAAAUUGCUACACCCCAGGACCAUUUGGAAAUCCAGCAAUCAAACCUCAAGUCCCCUCUUGGGAGCAGGUAUACUCCACAUUUAGCCAUGCCAAAUCUCUCCCUCCUCCAUGGCCAGCUCCUGCCCCUGUCUGGAUGAACUGGUGAGUUUUAGCUCCCUGUCAGUUCAGGCUGUUUAUACAUGGCACUGACAUGACACAUGGACACUCCUGAGGCUGAGGUGUCAAACCAUCCUUCCUAGCUAGAGGCCAUAGGAAAAGUUCUGGCUUCAGGGUCUCUUGAGAUAACUGUCCAAUCCCCUUGCCCUUUAUCAGGCAGCAGGAUUCAGGGUGACAUCUGAGCUCACGCUGGUAGCAGUGUGUGCACCUGCCAGCCAGUGUGAACCCAGCUAAGGCUGAGAAAUUGCCCUUCCAUUCCUGGGCUCAGGUGCCGGAUGCGUGGUCUCCAUCAUGCCCAUCACCCUCACCCCCAGACCUGGGACACUCAUCUUUAGUGUCAGGUCUCAGGAAACUAUCUAGGAAGUGUUAGGGUAAAGCUUUCUACUAAGAUCUCAGAUCAAAGCAUCUAGACCAAGGUUAAAUCCUACCAGAAACCAAGUGACCUGUGCUGUCCAGCACCUCGGAGGCUUGACACAGAGAGGAGAGAGAAAAGUGUCCUUAACAAACGUACUGUGGCACUCGGGACCAACUAGAGGCAGGGAAGAAAAGUGGACAGAGUGAGUUGCUUGAAUUAUUUGGUUCCCAAAGGCUGCGCAGCCCCCAGCAGGCAGAGAGGCAGUCGGGCCUGUCAUGCUUGCUCAGGUCAGCCAACCUGAAGCUGUGGCCUUGGAAGAGUCCGGCUCCACCCAGCACGUGGGUGUCUGAGGCCAGCCAACCUGCAGAGCACCUGUGCCUGGGUCGGGCUGUGGAAAAGGGAAGGAACUCCGAGUCCCUCCACCAUCCAGAGGCCAUUCUAUUUUGGUCCUGUGCUAUCCUGAAUUGUUUGGGAACCCAGAUGGACCCCCCUGCUUCUGUGAAAGGUCCCAAGUCAGAGCAUAGUAACCAGAAUUGAUGGUGCAAGAAAUCUGUCUACAACUCAGGAAACCUGGUUUCUUCAUGCCCGCGCUGCCUCCCUAUCCAACAGCUGAAGAUCAUUCUUCCAACAUUCCUAAUGACAUGGAAACCUGGUUUGGUGGGGGCCUCGUGUCCCCUGGUGCAGAAGGAAGUCUUCCUAGCUGAGGUCUCUGUUUCCUGCUGAGGACAGAAAGUGACAUGAAUCAGAAAGCCACCUCCACAAGCAGUUUGGUUUUGAUGCUUGAUACUGCUCAGGCUAUGGCUUCAAUUUGAUUUGGGGUGAUCAUCCUUCCUGGAAGGGUGAGUUAUUUCUGCAGUCCAGGAGGGGGCUGGGCUCCUGUGAGACCCUAGUCAUGCCUGGGUAAUACAUCUGGGGCCUCCUGCUCUAAGCAAUCAUGCCAACAUCUUAUUCAGCUUUCUCUCUCUCUCUCUCUCUCCCUCCCUCCCUCUCCCUCUCUCCCUCUCUUUUCACACACACACACCCACACACGUGCGCGCACGCCCAGGACAGCCAUAUUAAAUGGCCCUCCUCAUCCAUCCUGGUCCCUGGAGCCACUCCCCUGGGUACCUCAGGGUUACUGAACUAUGGCUGAUGUUAUAGAUGUGACCAAGGCUGAGGUAUUGGUUUUCUGCCAGCUUCACCCAGUGUGGGGACCCCAGGAGGCAAAUUCCUUUACCCCUGGGGCUGAAGCCAUGCAGUCCCCAGCAUGGACAGACCCUGGCUGACCUGAGUGUGUCCUUGGGCCUGGGCCCUCUGUAAUUUGUCUGUCCCGAUUACUCCUUGCAGCUCAGAGGCUGCAUCCCUGACUUGUACAUACGUAUUGCUGUGGGCACCCCCUGGACUCUGUGUUGUAACCAUCCAAUGUAAUGACUAGUUUCCUGCUGUUUACACCUGAGUGUUAGCUGUAGGCUCCUGUACUGUUUGUGUGCACUUAGGGCUCUGUCCAAUUAAGAAAAUAAAAGUGGCUCUUAUGCAAUACACAUUA